CUGGCUCUGUGUCAUCUCAUUUAACACGACCCGAACGCAGAAACAAGGAGCCUGAUUCCUCACAUAAUCGCAUGCGGACCAUCACUUCGCCAUUGCCGACUCGAGCUCUCGCCCAUCCAGCCGGGCAUCGAAUAGGUCGAGCUUGAUUCCAGUGCCCUCAACAUCUAAGAGGAAUGGUCUUUUCAGCAGCGGCAAUUUUGCUUCUUCUGCUCCUAAAGCCAACAAUGAAGAGAAGUUCAAGAAGGGUCAUCACAAGUGAUCGAUGGAGUUUACGGAGUCAGUGGGAAGUAUUCAACAUCAGGCUAGCAUGCACGGUGCAUUUGGGGACGAGGAUAUGGUGUUGGGUCAGAUAUGUAUUUCCCUUAUCCUUUCAAUAUACCUUAUCUGGAUUCUGCAGCGAGUGAUGAGGAAUCUGUAUCGGACUUUGCUCCGCGUUUGACUGCUCCAGACAUACGACCUUUGAAUUUUUUCCCCGACGAUGCUCCCAGCGAGACAGAGACAGAGGUUCUAGUGUCUCCACCAUCCUCUCCACCAAGACAACACUCACCCGUUCAGGCACCUCAUGGCGUUUCUGUCGAUGAUGAAGCACGUCUCCAUAGAGCUCUUUCCUCAACUUCAGCGACCUCCUUCCCACCUCCUACUCCAGACUAUUCAUUAAAAUCCUCUCGGCCCCAAGAGCAGACGACACCAUCCUCUUUCACUCCGCCGGGAACGUCGUCACUGGCCAGUAUCGUCCCUCAGGAUGAAUCUUCUUUUGUCAUUCUCAACCUUGUGUUCACAACUCCGCCGUGUCGUCUUUUGUCAAGCACUUCCAUCCUUGACUUCUGCACCCCGUCUCCACCCCAUGACCUCUCCAAUCUUUCUGCUCUCCCUUCAUCUUCUGAGGAUGAGGUAGAGACGCGCGAGGCGGAUGUCACUCCCAUACGAGUCAAUGUCAAUGAGGGUGGCCUUUCCAAUCCGAACUACACAGCGAUGAACACCCUGAGACUUCCCGGAGCAUGGGCUGCUACGCCUGUACCACCCAAGCACCUGAGGGAAACAUCACCACUUCCUGCUUCGUUUGAGUUGACUCUGCCUGCACCAUCGCCACCGACGCCUUUCUCUCGAGCCAAUUCUGAAUCCGAGCGGAGCUCGAAGACUGAGUCCCCGGCAGGCAAUGGGCUACUCAUGCCAAAACCUUCUCUGUCGCGUGCCAACUCUCUUGCUUCACGCACCCCGGCUCCCCUGGUGCAUGUAUGUCGACCCCAAACCAACCUACAACGCAGCAUGGACAGAAUGGCUGUACCGAUCAGUCCCAGUUUGGUUCUAUCGGAACGAGAAAGAGCAUUCUCAAAGUGAUGUCACGGAAUCAGAGGGUUCAACUGCUGAAGUUGAGCACCAAAGAUCUCCUUCAUCCUCCGGGUGCGUAUCUGCGCCUGACUUUCUGCCCGACAUCCCUGCACGGCGAGCGGAGACC
Molecule: messenger RNA, 1456 nt
Organism: Suillus clintonianus
Lineage: Eukaryota; Fungi; Basidiomycota; Agaricomycetes; Boletales; Suillaceae
Exons: 1
Coding region: 352-1338 (328 amino acids)
Source: RefSeq, a predicted model, not a curated record